GAGGUGUUCAACACGAAAUUGAAUACCUGGCGGCCAGUGCAGUACGUUGGCAUCUUAUCGCGCUCUUCGAAAUUCGGUGAGGUGCGCUCGCUUGUCGUACGGUUUUGAAUUACGAUCUUGUUCUGAUAAGAAGUGAUAGGUCUAUAAAUCAGUUUCACAUAAAAUUAUCACUGGUAGAGACAAUAUCGGCAUUCAUUCAAGAGGUGUAAUUGAAAUAACUGGCGGCGUUUCGUGCGUGUAGUAAUCAGUGGAGAUUUACGCGAGUGGAAGAGGAAUUGCAACGUGUCAAUGCAGCUUUAGAAUAUUUUGUGAUAGUUUAAUUUUUGGAUUGAAAAAGUAUUAUCUUAUUAUUAGCAAAAAGUAUACGUAAUACAUCUUCAAAAUGAAUAACGGCGGCGGCGGCGAUGGAGAAUUGGACACGUUUAUACCACGUGAUGGAGUUAAUGGAACCAAAAAGUAUCAAAUCCAGCCUAGGAAAGAUCUCGAACAUGGCGACUCAGAUUUUAACCCAUUCACAGAAAGGAAGCUGGACCACCCCACAACGAAUAUGGAAACUCUUACACAUCUGCUGAAAGCCUCCCUGGGAACUGGUAUUCUAGCCAUGCCUAUAGCCUUCAUGUAUUCAGGGUUAGCCAUUGGUAUUAUAUCAACCAUAGUUACUGCCUUCAUAUGCACACACUGCAGUUAUGUGCUGGUGAAAUGUGCUCACACAUUGUAUUACCGAACGAGGCGGACAAAGAUGAGUUUUGCCGAAGUGGCUGAAGUUGCAUUUUUAAAUGGUCCCAAGUGGGGAAGAAAAUUCGCAGCGCUUGCGAAACAUUCUAUCCAAUGGGGUUUAUUCAUCACAUACUUCGGUACCUGCUCCGUGUAUACUGUAAUUAUUGCUACAAAUUUCCAGCAGGUAUUUGAGCAUUACAGUGGAUACGAAAUUGAACUGCGACUGCUGAUUGCCUCGCUACUGAUUCCGCUUAUCCUGUUGUCUUGGGUCCCUAACCUCAAGUAUUUAGCUCCUGUUUCUAUGAUUGCCAACGUGUUCAUGGGUGUGGGAUUGGGAAUUACAUUCUACUAUUUGGUCAUCGACUUACCAGCGAUCGAGACUAGGCCUUUGGUUGGAUCAAUUUGGACGCAGGCGUCAUUCUUCGCUAUAACGAUUUUCGCUAUGGAAGCAAUUGGAGUUGUUAUGCCACUGGAGAACCAAAUGAAGACACCACAAAGUUUUGUGGGAAUCUGUGGAGUACUGAAUCAAGGCAUGUCUGGAGUGACACUUAUCUACAUGCUCCUAGGAUUUUUGGGUUAUUUAAGAUAUGGUGCUGAGACCCAAGGCAGUAUUACAUUGAAUUUACCGAUUGAGGAGAUUCCUGCUCAGGUUGUGAAAAUCCUUAUUGGUUUGGCUGUGUAUUGUACGUUCGGGCUGCAAUUCUACGUAUGCUUAGAGAUUGGAUGGGAUUCAAUCAAAGACAGAUUUGUGAAAAGGCCCGUUCUGGUCAACUACGUUAUGAGAACCGUCCUUGUUACCGCCGCUACACUAUUGGCUGUAGCUGUACCAACAAUUUCGCCGUUCAUUGGUCUCAUAGGCGCAUUUUGCUUCUCAAUACUUGGCCUUCUCAUUCCCGUCCUUAUUGAAACUGUCACCUACUGGGACCGCGGCUUUGGAAAAAUGAACUGGGUCAUUUGGAAGAACGUUGUCAUCACCUUCUUCGGCAUUAUAGCCUUAGUGUUCGGCUCAAAAUCAGCAAUUGAGGAAAUCAUCGCACUUUAUUUACCGUCAACGGAGCCUCUCUUAACAGGAAAUCAAACCGUCCUUGCGACUCCAUAGAUUUUAAUUUAACAUGUCUCAUUUCGUGGUUUUUAUUUUAAUAGAUUUCAAAAUUCCAUUCUAUUUAAUUCUAUCGUUUGGUUUUUUGAAUAUUUUGAGGUACGAUUUACGUAAAUCACUCAAGUGCGGGACACAAGCGAAAAUAUAACUUUUCAGGAAAAAGUUAUUCAAAUUCUACAAAAACUUAUAGUUAACAUAUUUCUGCUUAGGCAUUUAAUGUACGCAAACUUUUUUGAUAAAAAAGUGUUCCUAAACGGUAACUCGAUUGUUGGUCAAGUUAUCUUUUUUACCUAAAAUGUAGAGUUUUUUCAAGAAUUGUGUACAUUCACUUACUGAGUAGCUGAAUGGGUCAUAGAAAAUUCUCCGGGAAUUUUCGCCACUUCAUACGCUACUUCUUAAUUUCAACAUAAAACUUGUAAUGAUAUUAAUAAUCAUAGGAAAACGAUGAUAUCCGAUAAUUUAUCUAGAACAUACCCGAGGAAAUCUCUGCCUAUUUAAUUCUUUUUAUAUACCAUUAAUAGAUUAAUAGAAAGGUGUAUCGCGGAAAAGCAACAGAACUUCUUUGUAAACCAAUGAUAAGUGCCUAACGAAACUUAUUAUUUCUAAGGGUAACAACUGAAUAUUUAAACAUUAAAAGUAGGCAAUAUUAGUUAAAAAGACAUUUACCUUGCUUUGUUUUAUCUUUCGGCAUGUGAAGAAGAUUUUUUAUAUGAAGUAGUAAUUUUUGUAGCUAGUUCUUUAGUAUAAUUACGAAAAAUAUAUUUUUAUUCAAAAGAA
Hermetia illucens (black soldier fly) is the source of this 2593-nucleotide messenger RNA. RefSeq names its product proton-coupled amino acid transporter-like protein pathetic (gene path). Gene Ontology annotation, molecular function: amino acid transmembrane transporter activity. The record is from RefSeq and is a predicted model, not a curated record. Bases 383 to 1816 code for a protein of 477 amino acids. The transcript has 9 exons. Gene Ontology annotation, cellular component: vacuolar membrane. Gene Ontology annotation, biological process: amino acid transmembrane transport. NCBI's taxonomy places the organism in Eukaryota, Metazoa, Arthropoda, Insecta, Diptera, Stratiomyidae.